Messenger RNA from Lutzomyia longipalpis, 691 nucleotides. It is a transcript of the gene Dim1, whose product is annotated as thioredoxin-like protein 4A. Gene Ontology annotation, cellular component: U5 snRNP; spliceosomal complex; U4/U6 x U5 tri-snRNP complex. The coding region runs from base 114 to 542 and encodes 142 amino acids. The record is from RefSeq and is a predicted model, not a curated record. The transcript has 3 exons. NCBI's taxonomy places the organism in Eukaryota, Metazoa, Arthropoda, Insecta, Diptera, Psychodidae. Gene Ontology annotation, biological process: mRNA splicing, via spliceosome.
GUAUUUAUUAAUUCAGCAGCUGUGUUUACGUUUGGAGGACGUUUUUCUCUCCAAAAGUGUGAAAAAUAAAGAAUUUCUCGUGGAAAAAGGAAGUAAAUCUCAUUUGAUUCAGGAUGUCUUACAUGCUGCCACAUCUCCACAAUGGAUGGCAAGUGGAUCAGGCCAUCCUAUCGGAGGAGGAUAGAAUAAUCGUAAUCCGCUUUGGACACGAUUGGGAUCCAGCCUGCAUGAAGAUGGAUGAAGUUAUGUACAGUAUAGCGGAGAAGGUGAAGAAUUUUGCUGUGAUUUACCUCGUGGACAUCACCGAAGUCCCUGAUUUUAAUAAAAUGUACGAGUUGUAUGAUCCCUGCACCGUGAUGUUCUUCUUCCGCAACAAACACAUCAUGAUUGAUUUAGGCACGGGGAACAACAACAAAAUCAACUGGCCACUGGAGGACAAGCAGGAGAUGAUUGAUAUCAUUGAGACAGUGUACAGAGGAGCCCGGAAAGGACGAGGUUUGGUCGUUUCACCCAAAGACUACUCCACAAAGUAUCGCUACUGAAGCCACACAAAGGAAAUCUCCACAACAGAUUCAUCCUCGAUGAUUUUUGUAUUCAUUUUUUUCUUUAUUUCUUCAUGAUAAUUAUAACUCACGUGAAGACACCGAAAGGCGCGAUUAUUAAAUUAAUGUUUUGUUUACAUUUUCUCAUA